Molecule: messenger RNA, 204 nt
Organism: Symbiodinium sp. CCMP2456
Lineage: Eukaryota; Dinophyceae; Suessiales; Symbiodiniaceae
Source: the annotation of a GenBank genome assembly
AUGAUUGAGGAGGAGCGAGGGGCCCGGAAGCAGGAAGUUCAGGAGAUCCACAAGAUGUUGAUCGAAGUGUUCGCCAAGCUACAAAACGGCAGCGCGAGUGACAAUCGGAAGAGCAUCUUUGUCCACGACACGGAGCAGGCAUCUAAAGGAGCAGAAUGGUCUCUGCGCGAGCCUGGAGAUCUGGACAAUCGCACCUUGGCAUGA